Messenger RNA from Larimichthys crocea (large yellow croaker), 5717 nucleotides. It is a transcript of the gene exoc6, whose product is annotated as exocyst complex component 6. NCBI's taxonomy places the organism in Eukaryota, Metazoa, Chordata, Actinopteri, Sciaenidae. Gene Ontology annotation, cellular component: membrane; exocyst. The record is from RefSeq and is a predicted model, not a curated record. The transcript is spliced from 25 exons. Bases 106 to 2562 code for a protein of 818 amino acids. Gene Ontology annotation, biological process: intracellular protein transport; Golgi to plasma membrane transport; exocytosis.
AUGGUCAUCCCAGCUGUAGCUGUAUUGCGUCCCCCACAGGCCAGACCUCACACUGACCUGUAGCUACAGCGAUAGCCGUCACACACACACACACACACAACAAUCAUGGCGGAGAAUGAAACCCUGGAGUGUAUAACGGAGCACGAACGGAUUUUACAGGAAAUUGAGAGCACCGACACGGCUUGUGUCGGUCCCACUCUUCGGUCCAUUUACGAUGACCAGCCCAACGCCCACAAGCGCUUCAUGGAAAAGCUGGAUGCCCGGAUAAGGAACCAUGACCGCGAGAUAGAGAAGAUGUGCAAUUUCCACCACCAGGGCUUCGUGGAUGCCAUCACAGAGCUCCUCAAAGUCCGUGCUGAUGCAGAGAAAUUGAUGGGUCAAGUGACAGACACUAAUCGAAGACUACAAGAAGCUGGAAGGGAGGUGACAGCUCAGACAGAAGAGGUGAUCCGCUGUCGGAUCCAGCAGAGGAACAUGGCCACCACUGUGGAGAAGCUCCAGCUCUGUAUACCAGUGCUAGAAAUGUACAGCAAGCUAAAGGAGCAGCUGGAAUCCAAAAGAUACUAUGCUGCGUUGAAAACCAUGGAGCAGCUAGAGAAGGUCUACAUCCCUCGGGUCAGUCAGUACAGGUUUUGUCAGAUCAUGGCUGAAAACCUGCCCAGACUGAGAGAGGAGAUCAAGGAGAUCUCCAUGUCAGACCUCAAGGACUUCCUGGAGAGCAUCAGAAAACACUCUGACAAGGUUGGAGAGACUGCCAUGAGACAGGCACAGCAGCAUAGGACCUUUAACAGCGCUGUUGCCAAGCAGGCCAGCAUGGGCCACUACACCAAGCCUGUGUACUCCCUCAAUGGACGAACACACACUCACACUCACAAUGGCCUGAUGAUGGAUGAUGACACAGGAGAUGAGGAGGAUGCAGAUGAAGAGGUUCUUACAGCUCAGGACCUGGUGGACUUUUCACCUGUCUACAGGUGUUUGCACAUUUACACUGUGCUGGGCGACCGAGAAACAUUUGAGAACUACUACAGGAAACAGAGGAAGAAACAGGCCCGGCUAGUACUGCAACCACAGGCUAACAUGCAUGAGACAGUGGAAGGCUACAGAAGAUACUUCAAUCAGAUUGUGGGGUUCUUUGUUGUGGAGGACCACAUCCUCCACGCCACACAGGGGCUGGUGACCAGAGCGUUCACUGAUGAACUUUGGAACAUGGCCCUAUCUAAGAUCAUUGCUGUGCUCCGCACACACUCGUCAUACUGUGAUGACCCAGACCUAGUCCUGGAGCUGAAGAACCUCAUAGUCAUCUUUGCUGACACGCUACAGGGUUAUGGUUUCCCAGUGAAUCGGUUGUUUGACCUGCUAUUUGAGGUCAGAGACCAGUACAAUGAAACUCUGCUGAAGAAGUGGGCACUGGUUUUCAGGGAGAUCUUUGAGUUGGACAACUACAGUCCAAUCCCAGUGGAGACAGAGGAGGAGUAUAAAGUGGUGGUCAGCCGCUUUCCCUUCCACGAUGCUGAGAUAGAAAAGCAGCAGGACUUCCCGAAGAAGCUGCCAAUGUCCCAGUCAGUCCCGCAGAUCUACACGCAGGUCAAAGAGUUCAUUUAUGCCAGCCUCAAGUUCUCAGAGUCACUUCACCGCAGUUCAACAGAGAUUGAUGACAUGUUGCGAAAAUCAACCAACUUGCUGCUGACAAGAACACUCAGCAGCUGUCUGCAAAACCUCAUCAAGAAACCCCACAUAGGACUCACUGAACUGGUGCAGAUCAUCAUUAACACCACCCACCUGGAGCAGGCCUGCAGGUAUCUGGAGGAGUUUAUAACAAACAUCACCAAUGUCUCCCCCGAAACAGUACACACCACAAGACUCUAUGGCUUGUCCACAUUCAAGGAUGCUCGUCACGCUGCAGAGGGAGAGAUUUAUACCAAACUCAACCAGAAGAUCGAUGAGUUCAUCCAGCUAGCAGACUAUGAAUGGGGCAUGGCUGAGUCUGACGGCCGUGCCUCUGGAUACCUUAUGGACCUGAUCAACUUCCUACGUUCCACUUUCCAGGUCUUCACACACCUCCCGAAUAACAACAAUGACCAUGCGUCGAUGUCGGGUAAAGUGGCCCAGACAGCUUGUAUGUCAGCCUGCAAGCAUUUGUCCACGUCACUGAUGCAGAUGCUUCUGGACACAGAACUCAAGCAGAUCAGUAUGGGAGCCAUUCAGCAGUUCAACUUAGAUGUCAUUCAGUGUGAAUUGUUUGCCAGUUCAGAGCCAGUCCCUGGUUUUCAAGGAGACACGCUUCAGCUGGCCUUCAUUGACCUGCGACAGCUCCUGGACCUGUUCAUGGUGUGGGACUGGUCCACUUACCUGGCAGACUAUGGCCAGCCAACUUCCAAAUACCUGAGAGUCAACCCAGCCACUGCUCUGGCUCUACUGGAAAAAGUCUACAGGGGGAUGAAGGACACCAGUAAGAAGAACAACAUCUUCUCUCAGUUCAGGAAGAAUGACAGAGACAAACAGAAGCUGAUAGAGACUGUGGUCAAACAGCUGAGGAGCCUGGUCAACGGCAUGUCCUCCUAAACACACACACACACACACACACACACACACACACACACAAAGAGAUAGAAAGAAUGAAACAUGCAUGCAGUCACAUGCACACACUGAACUGCCAAGACACUCACAGAGGUGAGAUUUUCAAACAUGUAAUAAAGACACACACAUACAAACAACAAGACAGUGACACACAGAAGAACCAAACAGGGAGUUUACACACAUACACACACACACACACACACAGAUGAAGAGCUUAUAUAUACACACUUCACAUAAAGGCACAGCAAUACACAUACUGUACAAGGCAUGCAGGGAACGGGCUCCUAUCAAACGCAACACACACUCACACACACAUACACAGAUAUGAAGUCAUAUCCUCUUCAUAAUGUUUUACCUGACUGAAUACUCAAUGUAAAUAACACACACACACACAUACAUACUAAACGGUUUACUGGACUCUGCACCUGAGUGAACAGUAAAAUGUAAUGUAUUUUUAAUGGUUAUGAUAAGACAAACUAUGUUUUGUAUAUUUGUGAGAGUGUAUUGAUUGUAGCUGCAGAGGCAGACUGGUACAGCAGAGGAAGGGACACUUGCAAGUACUGGGACAAUGAGGUCAACAAGCAUUCACUGUUGAACAAGAAACAUAUUAUAUAUUCACCAUGACAACAAAAUGAAAUGUUUGAAUGUAUGUUCUUUUUGUUCAUCUACAGAGAACAAGUUGUUGGUAAUCUGCUGAAUUAAGUUAUUCAUUUAAAAAACAACCUUUUCUCUUUGUGUCACAUUGAACGUCUUUUAGAUGUUUUAAUAAAACUAUGAUUGUUUAAAGGCAGAAUUAGGAAGCUGUAGCUCAAUAAUGAUCCGUCCAUCCAACAACUCCACUUAGACCAGCUGUGCAUCUGUUUGACAUGGGUCUCAUGUUAAAAACAAAUACUUUUACACACAAAAGCCCGGUUAGUUACUCUGAAACCUUGGCUGACUUAUUUUAGCUUUAUUAGUGAUGCAAGAAAGAAACUCUCUUUAUCCAGGAAAGAUGGAGCUGGUUUCCGUACCACUACUGUAGGAACCAGGUCCCUCAUUUAAAUAACACUAAAGUAGACAGAUUACUGUAACCCAGUUUCUUAAGAGCAUGUUGGCUUUGGAUCUAGGGUUCUAAUGAAGCUCCAGGUUGAGUCAUUUCAGGUUUGUAUCAAUGUAUUCAGUGCAGCCACUGCCAUCAAAGGAUUCAGUGACAGAGGCAAGAUAAAGUAAAUAGCUGCCAAGACUUAAAGUCAAGUUUAACUUUGACACACAUUUGCACCGUUGAUCAAUUGUAAAUCAUCCAUACAGAGGAUGGAUGAUAUGGAGAGAUGGAUGUAGCUGUAGAGUCCAGUAUGGACUGUUGCACCAUCCAGUCUGAAAAUUGAACCGCUCCUGACACUGGUCUCAGCCAUAGAGGUUAUAAACACAUUCUCAUGUGUUAACUGAUUUAACUUUUUUUUACAGACAGUGUUCACAUAUGUGGCUGUUUCUUUUAUAGUUAUAUGAAUUUAGAGUAUGAUGCUAACAUUUAAAUUUUUUGUUUCCUGGUAACAUUCUAACACUCCUCUCUGCAGAAACCUACAGAGACAUUUACACAUAUUUUCAGGAGAGUAUAAUUCCAGCCUAUGUAGUCACUUUGUCAUCACAUCAAUAUCAUCUACAUCACUGAACUUUCUAGUGUGAUCAAGCUUUUAAUCUGGUUUCUCCUGGUUUUAGUCUGAUCCUGGUAACCACCAUAACAAGUUUCUGUAGAAUAAUCUCGUCAUCAUCAACUCAAAGUCAUAUUGAGCUGGUUUCCAUUUGGUUUCCACCUGCCUACUUUCCACAGAAUUAUUAGUAUUGACAUGUAGCUAUAGAUGGUUCUGAUAAAGUUCAACUCAUUGUCCCAAUACUUCAACUAUUAUUACUGUGUGUGCGUGUGUGCAGAAACAAAGUACCGCUGCGGUCAUGGAUGGAUGGAGGAACAGAUGAGUGGAUGAUGACGUCUUGAAAGACUGAUGUUCAUGAAAAAAGUGACAUUUUGUUGAACUUGGUGGUUUUGCUUGCUGUUUGUCUUCUUUUCUGCCUCAUUGUACAUUGAAACCUCCCCCCUCAGACAGAGCCUCACAGCGACUGAACCUGGAGGAGUUCAGUGUUUGCUUGAACACAACACAUGGCUGUCACAGCCAGUAAACAUGAAGAAACUGGUUUACAAAGCGGCCUCAGUCUUUGAUACCCAGAUUGUUGUAAGAAUAUUCAUGUUCACUGCACGUGUCAAAAUGAAUGUGAAAAUCAAAGAAUUAUUUCAAUGAUUUGGUCCAUCUGGUGUGCAUACACUGGUGGGAUUGCAUAAACACAACACUUUACUAAAUGAUACAGUCUGUUACAACAACACACACACUGCAGGUUGUUGCACUGGAUUGUAUUAGAUUGUACUAGUGGACACAUCUGGGUUUGUUCAGCUAAGGUUGCAAAGAGCUAAUGAGGGUUUUUGGGUUGGAGUGUCAGUGACCACUGCAUGAAGCAAUCCUAAUGGAGGGUUUGCAUGUGAUGUCACCAUGAGAAAUUCACCACGGUCACAGGAAACAAAUUCCUGGUAUUAACAUGCAGUCCUAUCUGGAUAUAUUUAGUGUAAAUGCUAGCUGAAAUGAUAGCAAUCAGGAAGUGAUUGGAUCAGCCAGAGGUGAAAUCUUUAAGAAAAACAAGAGACCAUCUUGUGGUCAGAGUACUCAGUAUUACAUGACACUGAGUCAGUACCCGCGGGUUGGACCACAUUUAUCUUAAUCUCAACUGCGCACCUGUAAAGUUUUGUGACUGCAUCUUGCACAGAUGUUGCAGACAGACAUAUGAACCCGCCGAAGUCCUCUGUUAAAGAUUAUUAUAGGCAACUGGACUAGCUGGUUUCUGGAGGCAUUUCGCCUCUCGGCUUCUUUUUGGAUAAAUGGCUAAAUGUCCUCAAGACAUUUUACUAUGCCCUGAAUGACUGAGAGUCUUCACAGACUGGCAAAGAACUGAAGAUCCCGUUACAGUAGGUAUCUCCAUGAGCACAUUUAACCAGGAUGACACACACACACACACACACAUGGGCUGAGGCAGAGCGGGUUGUCCACAGAUGAUCGGCGGUUCGAUCCCCGGCUCCUCCGGUCUGCAUGUCCUUGGGCAAGAUAUUGUACCCCAAAUUG